Acanthaster planci (crown-of-thorns starfish) is the source of this 1965-nucleotide messenger RNA. It is a transcript of the gene rprd1b, whose product is annotated as regulation of nuclear pre-mRNA domain containing 1B. Lineage: Eukaryota; Metazoa; Echinodermata; Asteroidea; Valvatida; Acanthasteridae. Gene Ontology annotation, biological process: mRNA 3'-end processing. Gene Ontology annotation, molecular function: RNA polymerase II complex binding. The record is from RefSeq and is a predicted model, not a curated record.
GCCAGUUGGGGUCACAUCGAUAUUUUCAUUAGCGAAUACUCUCGGAAUAGCGGCCUACCCGAUGAACGCGAGAACUUCGAGAAACAUUCUUGAAAGUUGUAUUGAAAUAUGAGUUCGUUCUCGGACAGCACUUUGACCGAAAAGCUUGCUGCCUUGACCAACUCGCAGCAAAGCAUUCAAACAAUGUCACUGUGGCUGAUUCAUCACAGAAAACAUGCCAGAAAAAUUGUAAAGACUUGGUACAUUGAACUGAAGCGAGCUAAGGCCAAGCGAAAACUGGUCUUCAUAUAUCUUGCCAAUGAUGUGGUUCAAAACGGCAAGAAGAAAGGAACAGAAUUCACCAAAGAAUUUGGCACAGUAAUUGACCAUGCCUUCAGCCAUGUCUUGGAGACAGCAGAGGAUGAAAAGACAAGGAAAGCAUUGGCCAGAGUACUAAGUGUCUGGGCAGAGAGAAAUGUCUUCAAUUCCCAGCUUUUGUACAAGAUGACUACCCUUUUGUCAGGUGAAUUACAACCGCCUUCCAAGAAAGCACGGCACAGUGAACCACAACAGCAUCAUCAUCAUCACCAUAGACAACAUAGCCGACCUGCCCAAGCCUCACCAGCUCCCCCUGACUCAGAUAGCCAAAACGAGAACUCGGCCAAGAAGGAGAAAUUUGAAGGGUCAUUUGGGGAGAAGUUUGAGGCAUUACAUGGGCUACUUGGACAGGAUGAAGAUGGAGAAGAAGGAGAAGAAGAGGAACAAGUUGAUGCUGAAGAUGUGCCUGAGCCUGAUGAGAUUAUCCAAGCCUUGAAUGACAUGGAUAACUCAGCCUCCAGUGAUGCUGUGGUCAGGGAGAAGAUCGCUAAGCUUCCCCCUGAGGUUCAAGAUGUCAGUUUGUUGGAUAAGAUUCAAGGAAGGGAAGAAGCAGACAGACUGUCAACUUUGGUCAACGAUGCUUGUUCACUUCUGGAUGACUAUAACGUGAGAUUAUCAUUAGAGUUGGAAGACAGGCAGCAUGUGAUGAAAAUGCUGAAGAAUUAUCGAAUCUCACAGCAUCAGAAACUCAAAGAAGCCGAGGAUAAACUCAAGGAAUUCCUAUCCAAACAUGACAAAGUUACGUCGGUGCGUAAGGAACUAGCAUCUCACAUACAGAACCUACCUGAUCUGACAUUACUACCUGAUGUCACCGGUGGUCUGGCACCUCUUCCCUCUGCUGGCGACCUCUUCUCUGUAUAACUCUUGAGUCAGGACACUAAACCACAUAUGACACUUUCUUUAUGACGUUUUUUUAAAACCUUCGUUUGUACAUCCUCGCCUCCAAUUCAAGGUAGAAUUUUAUGAGCUAUGAAAUUGAAAUUGAAUUAAAAAAUUCACACCAACAACAACACACACAUUGUUUCACAUACGUAGUGUGGGCAUUCCUCUGUUCUCCUGUGGUUAAGAAAACUCAGCAAAAUUUUCCUUUUUCUCCCUCUAUGAUGACAUUUUCGAGCCUUUUUUUUAUGAUGAUUUGCUAGACCGUUCCUCUUCACUUUGCCACAAAUAACAGUUGCCUCAAGCUAUUUUUCAGAGAUUUAGAAACAAUGUGUGGACGUGUGCGAGUCCUCACAACACAUCACACCCCACAUUACGUGGACUUCUUUUGUGCAGAGGUCCACACUGUGUAGACUCCACCUGCACAUUGGUACAUGGUUAUCAAGUAUUGUAGAUAAGACAAGAGGAUGCUGUCUGGUCUGGUUAUAGCAAAACAGGUCUACACAGUACAAUUUGUGUCAAUCUUUUUGCAAUCCAUCACAGUAAUGCUGAAUUCUCAAUUUGACUGCAAGUUUGUCGCUUUGCCAGUUUGUAAAAAAUCAGACAAGAAAUUAUGAAAUUGUAAGAUAUUUAAAUUACCCAGUGCUGUUGAAACGUUUUGAUGACACUUUCUUAUUUACCACAAUGAGCUUAGAAAUAAACUGUCUUUGGCUGGAAUUAUGUUCUCUA